AUGAAGAAACAGUGGAAAGGAAAAGACUUAAGUAACCAGCUUUGGGAGUGUGGUAGAGCAACAACAGUCAAUCAUUUUAACAGAGUAAUGGAUGAGUUUAAGAAGAUCAAUGAAGAGGCUCAUGCUUGGGUGUUUAAUAUCCCAGCAAACACUUGGGCCAAAUCUCACUUUAGUGGAAGGGCACAUACGGAUUGUUUGUUGAAUAACCUUUGUGAGGUAUUCAAUUCUAAGCUAGAUGAAGGUAUGGAUAAACCUAUUAUCACUUGCUUAGAGUAUAUUAGAGAGUAUCUCAUGAAGAGGUUAUGUGUGGUGCAAAAGGAAAUAGAUAAGUGUGAAGGACUUCUAACCCCUACUGCAACUACACUGUUUGAAAAGAUUAAGACUGAUGCAUCAAAGUAUGUGGCUAAAUACAAUGGGGCAGGAAAGUACCAAGUGGCAAGCACAUGGCAAGACCAGUAUGUGAUAAACUUGAAUGAUCAAAGUUGCAGUUGUAGGUUUUGGGAGAUUACAGGUUUCCCAUGUAGACAUGCUGUUUGUACUAUAUGGGACAAAAUUGAAAAUGGUGAAAAUGCCCCACAUGUUGAUGAAUGGGUCCAUCCUUGCUAUACGUUAUCAACAUGGAAAGCCAUGUAUUUCAACAAAAUUGAUCCAUUGAAUGGACGUACAAUGUGGCCUAAAAGUGACUGCCCAUUCACUUUACUUCCACCAAAACAUAAGACACAGGUUGGGAGGCCUAAGAAGAAGAGAAGGAGGGGUGUUGAUGAGCCAAACAGCCAAGCUGGUAGAUUGAGCAGGAAAUAUUUGGCAGUCACUUGUUCAAAGUAUCAUAACAAAGGGCACAAUUCCAGAACAUGUAAAGGGCAGGGAGGCAGUGGUGAAGUUGGAGGGGGCUGA
Lactuca sativa (garden lettuce) is the source of this 894-nucleotide messenger RNA. RefSeq lists its product as uncharacterized. The record is from RefSeq and is a predicted model, not a curated record. Lineage: Eukaryota; Viridiplantae; Streptophyta; Magnoliopsida; Asterales; Asteraceae. Gene Ontology annotation, molecular function: zinc ion binding.